Molecule: messenger RNA, 5628 nt
Organism: Bufo gargarizans (Asiatic toad)
Lineage: Eukaryota; Metazoa; Chordata; Amphibia; Anura; Bufonidae
Gene: FAM193A
Product: family with sequence similarity 193 member A
Exons: 23
Coding region: 182-4876 (1564 amino acids)
Source: RefSeq, a predicted model, not a curated record
GCUUUCCUCCUUGUAGUCCGCCAUAUUGGAGUCUAGCUUGGCUCCGCUGUGGUCGGUUGUUCUCUUUCUCUGCCGCCCUGUGUUCUGUCGUUGCGGAUAAUUCCGCUCCCCGGCCCCCCUUCCCUUCGGUAUUGCUCCGGUGUGCGGCUUUCGGUUGAGCAGACGGUGUAAUAGCGCAGACAUGAGCCCUGCCGACGCCAAGAGAGGGGCGAAGCGGAGGAAGAACAAGCGGGGCGGAGGCAGCGGCAGCAGUAGCGGCAGUAACAGCAGUGCAGCCGGGGACGUGAAGGCGGCGGCUCUACGGGGACAGCACAGUGCGGCAGUCGGGGCCAGCAGCGGAGGAGCGGGCAGCGCAGCAGGAGCAGGCCUCAUCUCCAGCUCUUCCACCCCGCCCGGGACAGAGAUUGCAUUAAACGGUACCCCUUUCACAGAUGGACCACUCAGUUCCGAUUUCACCGGCGUCCCACAGGCACCCUUUACAUUUGGCCUGGGUCAGAGAGCGCCCUACACCACGGGUGAGCAUUGCCUCCUCUGCAGGAGUGAACGAAAGGACCUUACGCUCUCAGAGUGCGGCACAAAAAAUUCAAGCAAACUAGCACUUUCCACAUCUCCAAAAUCCAAUGCCAAGAUGCACCUUCCCUUAUGGGUAUGCUCAGACUGCCGGCGGACGGUAGAAAGCGAGGAUAUCCACCCCACACCAGACCAAUCAUUAGUGAGUCAAGAUUUCCUUUUGCACAUGCCACCGGGCAAUAGCGGUUCAAAGCAGGAAUCUGUUGGCGGAGGACGAAUGUUAGUCGGAGCCCAGACUGUUGCACCCACUGUGGCCCUUAAUAACUCUGCACCUCCUGAAAUGUCGUGCGGUUGUGACGCUUGUAAUGAGCGCAGGGAAAUUUCAGCAGAGACUGAACGGGAAUCCCAGCAGCUGCAAAAUUACUGGUCAGAUGUACGGUACAUGAUUCGUUGCAUAUACCGUCAAGCUGGAACGCCAUUGGCGGAUGACCAGGACCAGUCACUGGUGCCAGAGAAGGAUGGAAUGAAAGACUUGGUAGAUAGGUUAUGUGAAAGGGACCCUUACCAGUUGUAUCAACGCUUAGAGCAGCAAGCACGAGAGUACGUCCUGGAGAUGAAAGUCCGUCUACUCAAGCACUUGUCACUGGGCUUUAAGGUGGCCCCAAACAAACCUCCUCAAGCUCACCAAUUCAUCUCCCUCCUCCUAGAAGAAUACAGUGCCCUCUGUCAGGCGGCAUGCACAAUCGGCACCUUCCUCAUCACUUUGGAAAAUGAACAUUUGAAGAAAUUCCAGGUGACGUGGGAACUGCACAAUAAGCAUCUUUUUGAAAACUUGGUGUUUUCUGAACCGUUACUCCAAAAUAGCUUACCGGCGCUGGUUUCACAGUUAAGGCUGGGAACAACAUCGCACGACUCGUACAGCGAGGACAUGUACAGUACCUUAUUACAAAGGUACCUUCAGCUGGAGCAAGAGAUGGGUCAGAUUGCUGAAGAGUGGCUGGAGUGUCAAAAAAGAAUCGACAACUAUGUGGAUGAGCAGAUGGCUUUGCAGUCCAAACACAGGAUGCUAAAAGAAGAUUGGGAAUACUAUAAGCAAAGGAUGUUUAUUGAAGAACAAUUAAACAAUAAGAAGGCGUUAACUGGAGAAAACAACUUUGCAGACAAAAUGAGGCACAUGUUGUCAACGCGGAUGUGCAUGUCCGACUGUCCGAACUGUAACUACAGGAGGAGAUGCACCUGCGAUGACUGCAGCCUGUCUCACAUCCUCACAUGCGGUAUCAUGGAUACACCCAUUGCCGAUGAUAUCCACCUAAACCCCUUACCACUGCAAGUCGACGCUACUCCAGACUAUCUAUCGGAGAUACACCCACCCAGCAUGUCCUCCACCAGUUCAGGGUCUGGCCCCAAUUCUCCCAUCACUAUCCAGCAGCACCCCAGGCUGAUCCUUGCAGACAACGGCUCUGCACCGACAUUUGGUAGUGAUGAUGAAGAUGGAGCCCCUUUAUCAGCAAAAUUUGCUGAUAUCUACCCCCUGAACAACUACGAUGAUGCAGAUGUUGUGGCAAACAUGAAUGGAAUUCACAGUGAGCUCAAUGGUGGUGGUGAAAACAUGGCAUUGAAAGACGAGUCCCCUUCAGUGAGCAGCACGAGCAGCAGCUCCUCAGAGGCGGAUGAUGAAGAAGCAGAUGGGGAGAGCGGCAGUGAGCAGCCCGACUUGUCAAAAGAAGGCAUUCAUGUUGGGAAGAGGUCACCUAGAAAGGAAGGUCCAAAGAUGGAUAGCCCCCCUCCGUCAUACCUCAGCCCCCAGGUGGAAACCAUACCAAAUACUUGUGAAUGUCAUGUAUGUAAGCAGGAAGCUUCUGGCCUUUCCCCAUCUGCAGUGGUAGCUGGACGCCUCCCUCCUGGACAUCAGUUUGUUAAUCCUGACAAGCCGACACACCCAGCACUUCACCUCUACCCCCAUAUUCAUGGACAUUUACCCUUACAUACAAUCCCUCACUUGCCCAGACCUGUAAUCCAUCCCACACUCUAUGCUUCUCCGUUUGCACAUAAUAAGGCCUUGCCACCAACCACCGUUCAGAAUCACAUAAAUAAGCAUCAGGUGUUCAAUGCCUCUCUACAGGAUCACAUAUACCCAACCUGUUUUGGCAAUUCUCCCGAGUGGAACAGGUCGAAGUUUAUAAGUCUAUGGAAUUCAGAAAUGAUGAACGAGAAAAACUGGAACCCAACGUCUUUUUUACCAGACCCCUUGGCUGGGGGAGACAUAUUAGGUCCAGCACUCCCAGAAAUUAGACCAGAAACACUUCCAACCACAUCCAGCAACGAGACCACACCGGUACCGGAUGUGAAAGAGAAGAAAAACACUGCCAAAAAGAAAUGUCUUUAUAAUUUCCAGGAUGCCUUUAUAGAAGCAAAUAAGGUUGUGAUGGCCACAUCAUCUGCAACUUCGUCCGUUUCCUGCACAGCCACCACAGUACAGUCUAGCAGCAACCAGUUCAAAAUGUCAUCCAAGAGGCCUUCUUCUAUAGGUGAUGUAUUUCACAACAUCAAAGAAGAGCAUAGGCAUCCGUCUACACCAGUUGCACCGAGAAACAGUCCGACAAGCUUAGCUUCCCUUCCCAACCUGUCUCCUGCUACACAUUCAUCGGCCUCCACUCCACACCAUCCAAACAUUAAUCCUCAGCCUUUCCCCAAGACAGCUGCCACCGCUCCUGGUUUUGUGGAUCCACACUUAGGUUUCUGUCCUUCCACUGCUGCUCCUCCAACAUCUGCUACAGAUAGCACGCUGAGCGCACCUCCCAGUGUCUGCAGUGAUCCCGACUGUGAGGGUCAUAGGUGUGAAAACAGCGCCGCAUACGAUCACCAGCCAUACGACGGGGAGGAGAGUCAGGACGAGGACAGCUGCUCAGAACACAGCUCCAGCACAUCAACAUCCACCAAUCAGAAAGAGGGCAAAUACUGUGACUGCUGCUACUGCGAGUUCUUUGGACAUGGAGGGCCCCCAUCAGCGCCAACCAGCAGGAAUUACACGGAAAUGAGGGAGAAGCUCCGUUUACGGCUAACCAAGAGGAAAGAAGAGCAGCCGAAAAAGCCAGACCUGAUCCCAGAAAAGGAAUCCGGUGUGGUCGACCAUCGAAGGGUAGAAGAUCUAGUACAGUUUAUCAACAGCUCUGAAUCCAAACCAGUCAGCAGCUCCCGGGCAGCCAAGCGUGCAAGGCACAAGCAGAGAAAGGAGUAUGGGGCGAGCCCAGCAAUGAAUAUUGUUGGCCAUGAGCUUGGCUCAGAGGGCAGCAUGCAGGGAUUCUGCACCAGCACGGCUGAGGAACGGACUGACAAAGCAGAAGCUGAACCGGACCGAGAACGACCGGAAAAGCAGCAGCUGGAAGAAAAGGCACGACAAGAGGCUGAGACCAGAGAACGGGAAGACUAUCAACUACUAGAAGAGCAGCGGCAACAAGAGGAGGAGGAGAGGUUUAAGCGGGAAUUUCAUCGACACCAAGAGUGUGUGGCUCUCAAGAAAAAGAAGAAAGAUCGAUCUAAUAAAGACGGUCACAGGGCAGAUCGACCCAUACAUAGCACUCACCUCUGUAAAGAAGCCGCCACAGUGCUACUUCCUAAUGGGACCCUAGAGCAGGAAACCAUAUCUAUUCCACCUCCCACAAGGCAUUGUCACAAAACAGAGCUGAGUCCGUUUUUGGAGGCCAUGAACGAGCUACCGAACCACACAAAUGGCAGAGACUUGAAGUCGUACACCCACAAAGAGGUGAAGGCAAAACAGCAGGAGCAGCUCUCCCUCCUCCUUGACUUGGUCCAGCAAAAAGAAAACCACGUAAAGCAGAAGCCCAAAUCCCAAGUCGCAAAACUCAGCCCGGAACAGGUUAAAAAAUCUGAGGCCCCCAAGCUGUCUGAACCCCAACCAAAACCCAAGAACCAAAGCGAAACCAAAGUCCGAGCAGUGGAAGUCGCCCCUUUGGUUGAGCAGAAGAAGGAAGAGAAAAAGGCUGGUAAUGGUAACAACAAGAAGCAGUUAAAUUAUGUAAAGGAGGAAAAGCCACCAGCACCUUGUGAAGCCACCAUCAUAGCGGAGCAGCAGCACAACAAGCCACUGAUCACCGCUGAGUCCCCCCAGCCAAAGGGGAAAAGCAAGAGGAAUAAGAAAAAGAAAGGAGAAAAAGUGAAUAAUUCUAUUGAUGAUGUUUUUCUUCCAAAAGACAUUGAUCUCGACAGUGUUGAAAUGGAUGAGACCGAAAGAGAAGUGGAAUAUUUUAAAAGGUUUUGCUUAGACUCUGCCCGGCAGACAAGACAGAGGCUGUCAAUCAAUUGGUCCAACUUUAGCCUGAAGAAGACUACCUAUGCUGCACACUGACUGUGGAACUGUUCAUGGGGAAAGGGGGUCACCCUGCAGGAACCGAUGCCACUGGUGUAUGCCCUGCUGUUCUGACCGCUUUAUCAGGCCCCGAGCCAGUGCUGCCUUGCCUUGUCCCCAGUGCUGUGUGGAUCUGCACUGAACCCCCUCAGCCCCGACCAUUCUUGCUGAUCUGAAAACGAAUAUGCCACUUUCUACCUGAAUUUGUUAGCUUGUGUGCUCGUAGUCUGUGAGUUGAGACGUUGGUUGUAGCAAUACGCUCUCUUCUAAACUGCCUUGGCGUCGGACUUGAUACUGGUUCCUCGGGUUGAGUUGAAGCAUAGCUAGUUGUCAUCCACGAUGGCUCAUGUCACUUCUGCAGUACGCUGUGUUUUAUCCACAUGGAAAACAAAAGGAAUGGACUUUAUACUGCUCAUGUAAUCAUCACUGCUCCGAUCUCAUGGGGAAAUUCUCGUAAACGGACAAGCGUUUGUCAGCUCACAUACAAUCUACUGUUGGAAAGUGUACAAGAUACGCUUAUUUGUGUUUUUGGAUUUUUUUUUUCCCUCCCAACUCGUAGCCAGCUUGUGUAAGAAUGCUUGCAGAAUGAGGAUGUGAACAGGAGAAGAAAAACAAAAAAAGAAAAAAAAAAUACUCACACUAUCGAUCUGUUAUAGAGUGUAUAAUUGUAUUAACACUGACGCCCAAGUGGCUACUUUAACAUAUUGUUAAGUAAUAUUAAAAUCAUAUCUUUCUUUUUGAAAGAUGGAAUA